Melanotaenia boesemani (Boeseman's rainbowfish) is the source of this 3844-nucleotide messenger RNA. RefSeq names its product intraflagellar transport 88 homolog (gene ift88). The record is from RefSeq and is a predicted model, not a curated record. Gene Ontology annotation, molecular function: kinesin binding. Gene Ontology annotation, biological process: inner ear receptor cell stereocilium organization; non-motile cilium assembly; kidney development. NCBI's taxonomy places the organism in Eukaryota, Metazoa, Chordata, Actinopteri, Atheriniformes, Melanotaeniidae. The transcript is spliced from 28 exons. Gene Ontology annotation, cellular component: non-motile cilium; ciliary basal body; ciliary base. The coding region runs from base 109 to 2685 and encodes 858 amino acids.
UAUGAAUUGUGGGAUUAAAGCCUAAAACGACAACAAAUAAUUUAGCUGCUAUCUUGCACAGAUAUCAGACUAUUUUCCACACUGCCUCUUAUUUCCACAAGAGGAGAGAUGGAAAAUGUGCAUUUGGCUGUAGAGGAGGAUGAUCUUUACUCGGGUUACAACGAUUAUAAUCCAACAUUUGACUCCGAGGAGUUGGAGAAUGAUGUGGCGUUCCAGCAAGCAGUUAGGACGAGUCAUGGAAGAAGACCCCCAAUGACUGCCAAGUUUCCAGGCACCGCUAUUGGAGCUCGACCUUUAGCUUCAUCCUUUGGAACUCGGAUGGCUAUGGCCUCAUCAAUGGGAAGACCCAUGACUGGAGCUGUGCAGGAAGGGGCAGCCAGACCAAUGACGGCUGUGAGAGCAGCGGGCUACACCUCCUCCCUGACACAUGGCUCUUCCUUUGACCCUCUGGGCCAGUCCAGGGGCCCAGCACCCCCACUUGAAGCAAAGAAUGAAGACACGCCUGAAGAGAAGAUCAAAAUCCUGGAGAAGAAAGUGAAUGACCUGAUAGAGGAGAGCUGCAUGGCACAGAGCAUGGGCUCCUUGCAGCUGGCUCUUGAAAAAGCCAAAGAGGCAGGGAGGAAAGAGCGAGCACUGGCUAGACAGAGGGAGCAAUCUGGCAACGUAGACCACAUCAAUUUGGACCUUACAUACUCUGUUUUGCUCAACCUUGCCAACCAGUAUGCUAACAAUGAAAUGUACCCAGAAGCCCUGAACAGCUACCAGGUCAUUGUGAAGAAUAAGAUGUUCAGUAAUGCAGGUCGUCUGAAAGUCAACAUGGCCAACAUCUAUUUCAAACAGAAGAACUACCCGAAAGCCAUCAAGUUCUACCGCAUGGCACUUGAUCAGAUCUCCAACACUCACAAGGAAAUGAGGAUCAAGAUCAUGCAGAAUAUCGGUGUGGUCUUUGUCCGCUUGGGCCAAUAUUCAGAUGCCAUAACGUCUUUUGAGCACAUCAUGAGUGAAAGUCCCAACAUCAAGACAGGGUUCAACCUAAUCUUGUGCUACUAUGCCAUCGGCGAUAGAGAGAGAAUGAAGAAAGCCUUUCAGAAGCUCAUCUCUGUUCCCCUUGGCAUCGAUGACGAAGAAAAAUACAUCCCAUCUAAUGAUGACACCAACACAAAUAUGGUCAUUGAGGCCAUUAAGAACGACAAGCUUCACCAGAUGGAGAGAGAUGUAAAAGUCCUAGCUGAGAAAUACAUCAUGACUGCAGCCAAGCUCAUUGCUCCGGCCAUUGAGACUUCUUUUGCGAAUGGAUUUGACUGGUGUGUGGAUAUGGUAAAGAGUUCCCAGUAUGUUGAGCUUGCCAACGAUCUAGAGAUCAACAAAGCCAUCACCUACCUCAGACAGAAGGACUUCAACCAGGUUGAGGCAGUGGAAACACUGAAGACAUUUGAGAAAAAGGACAGCAGAGUGAAAAGUGCUGCAGCCACUAAUCUGUCUUUCCUCUAUUUCCUGGAGAAGGACUAUGACCAAGCAGAGCGAUAUGCUGACCUUGCCAUGAAUGCUGAUCGUUACAACCCUGCAGCGCUUAUCAACAAGGGCAAUACAGUGUUUGUCAAACAGGAUCAUGAAAAGGCUGGAGAAUUCUACAAAGAAGCUCUGAGGAAUGAUUCCUCGUGCACUGGAGCCCUCUAUAACCUGGGCCUGACUUAUAAAAGACUGAACCGCUUGGAGGAAGCCCUUGACUGCUUCCUGAAGCUCCAUGCCAUUCUGAGGAACAGUUCUCAAGUUAUGUACCAGCUGGCCAACCUUUAUGAGCAGUUAGGAGAUCCUCAUCAGGCAGUUGAGUGGCUGAUGCAGGUCAUCAGCGUGACUCCCACUGACCCCCACGCACUGGCCAAACUGGGAAAACUGCAUGACGAUGAGGGGGACAAAUCCCAGGCUUUCCAGUACUACUGCGAGUCUUACAGGUACUGUCCCUCUAACAUCGAUGUGAUCACAUGGCUCGGGGCUUACUACAUUGAGACACAGUUCUGCGAGAAGGCCAUCCAGUACUUUGAAAGAGCCACGCUUAUUCAACCAACUCAGGUGAACUGGCAGCUAAUUACAGCAAGCUGCUACAGAAGAAGUGGAAAUUACCAAAAAGCUUUGGAAACUUACAAAGACAUCCACCGCAAGUUUCCAGACAAUGUGGAAUGCCUCCGGUUCCUUGUGAGGCUGUCCACAGAUAUGGGAUUGAAGGAAGUUCAAGAAUAUGCUACCAAGCUGAAGAAGGUCGAGAAGAUGAAGGAGAUCAGAGAGCAGAGGGUGAAGUCAGGACGGGAAAGCAGUGCAAGAGGACGGAAAGAAGGCAGAGAAGGCAGCGCAGGCAGCAGUGCUUUUAAACCUCUGAUGUUUGAAGAUGUGGAUGAUGUCAAAGCAGCACCUCAGACUGAGUUAAAGCAGUUCAGUCCACUGUUGGACUCAGGGAGAGACAGCAGUCACAGCAGCAGCAGCACUAAAGGAGAGCGUCUGAGCACCAAAAUGAGGUCACUUCCUGGUUCCAAUGAGCCCUACGAAGCCAGCAGCCCAAAAGAACUUGAUGCAUCCUAUGUGGACCCACUGGGACCUCAGAUGGAGAGACCAAAGACAGGUGCCAAGAAGCGCAUAGAUGAUGAUGACUUUGGAGAUGAAGAGCUGGGAGAUGACCUGCUGCCAGAGUAGACACAUCAAUCUCUUCAUUUGCUAGAUUAACACAUUUUUACUUUUGGUAUCUUUUGUGAGGCAAGAGCACAGAACUUCGCCAUAUAUCUAAACAGAAUAAAAUCCAUCUUUAUUGUCUCUAAAACGAUUACAGGAACAGUCAAGUUGAACUGCUGUUGAAGCUCGACUACUAGCAGGAUUACUGUCCUUAUGCCAGGAGGGAAAUCAAUUUAUUGAGUCAAGUAUGUCUGCUACAAUAGCUGAGGAUAUUUUUCCUUUCAGUUUCCUGGUUAGUAUUGGUCUUUUUCUGGAUACCUGUUACAUUAUUGACAAAAAAAAACUAACAAACAAUUUAUCGGGCAGCAAAUUGGAACCACAUCACACUGUGAAACGAAUACCUUUACAGCUGUUUGUUUAGUAACAAAAAGGAUGCACAAUAUCAUUUAUUUUUAUUACGUUAUGUACCAGCCUCUUGCUUUAUUUUCAAGCCAAAGCCUGCGACAGAGACCAUGUGCAGAGCAGUUUGAGUCCAGUUGAAUAUGAAGAUAAUUCAACUCCCAACAUUUUCUAAGUGCGAAGUCUCAUCUCAGCAGGAUUUCAGUUCAAUUAAUGUGUUUAAAGCCUGACUAAUAGAAAAGGUUUCCACUGAUGAGUCAUCUCUGUGAAACAUCUGGUCAUUUUGUCUAAGAAAACAGGUCAUCCUACAGUUUAUUUGAUAUUCUUCACCUUUUAGAGUGAAAAAUAUCUUUAUAUUGUUUGGAAAGUUUUAAUUAGGCUUUGGUGUCCAACACACUGAGCUAAAGACAAAAUGGGUGUGUUUUUCUAAAUUUUAUGUGGACUGUGAAAGUAAAAAAAAAAAAAAAAAAAAAAAUAUAUAUAUAUAUAUAUAUAUAUAUAAAGUAUUUGGACAAUAUGAACUAUUUGGACAUAGGUCCUGCUCAUAUGAGGACACUUGCCUUCCUGCUACCCAAUCUGUUGAAGUUCAGUUUAAUACUUCUCUCUAUGUUGAUACCUUUUCAAAUGGUCUGCUGAGACCUGAGUCCUUCUGGAAAAUAUAUCAGUAUGUUCCAGAGUAAUGUCAACUAACCAUUUCAGCUCCCUUCAAAAUAUAUAAUCUAAUAUUUAUUUAUAUUCUUUGCUAGUCUUGUUGUAUAAUUAAAGGGUUUAAUAAAUAUAAAUA